Clonostachys rhizophaga is the source of this 222-nucleotide messenger RNA. Lineage: Eukaryota; Fungi; Ascomycota; Sordariomycetes; Hypocreales; Bionectriaceae. The record is from the annotation of a GenBank genome assembly.
AUGUACGGCCGCGAGGAGAUCGAGUGGCGGGACCGCAGCUGGCGACUCCUCGAGAACGAGGGCCAGCUCGAGACGGACGACUGGACGUACGCGGGCAUGGUGGCCGGGCCCGCGGUGCUGGCUGCCACGAAGGGGGGAGCGCUGGGAGGUAUGCUGGGGUACAUGACCUGGCGAUAUGGCAUCAACGGGGGCAAGUUCCCCGGGUCGGCUAUUGCAAAAUAG